AAAAACAACGGCAAAGAUUCUUGACACACAACACACAACCAAAGCAAAAAGCAACGAAAACGACAAUCAAGAGACAACCACUCUACCAAAAUUACCAACCAUGGCAAAGCACUUGGCCCGCAUUCACGGCACCGAAGAGGACAAGGUGAACUGUCCCUUCUACUUCAAGAUUGGAGCUUGCCGCCAUUCGGAUCGAUGCUCUCGUCUUCACCAUCGUCCCGCCUUUUCUCCCACCAUUCUGGUGAAGCAUCUCUACCGGCACCCGCAGCGUCUUGCGAAAUCAAUAACAAGAGCGGUGGAGAAGCCGUCAUUGAUCAAGAACAAGCCAAUGAAGACUUUUUGGUGUUUUUCGAAGAUCUGUAUGUGGAAUUGAGCAAAUUUGGCAGAGUGGAAGGAUUGCAUGUCGUGGAGAAUCUGGGAGAUCAUUUGAUUGGUCAUGUUUAUUGCAAAUUCAGCGACGAAGAAGAGGCAUCGGAUGCCUUGCAGGUCAUGAAUGGGCGCUACUAUGACGGACGACGAAUGGAGGUGGAGUAUUCACCCGUCACAGACUUUCGGGAGGCGCGAUGCCGAGACUACGAUGAAGACGCCUGUGCCCGAGGUGGUUUCUGCAACUUUUUGCAUGUCAAGCCGGUGCCCAUGUGUCUCAUACGUUCCAUGGAGGAGGACUGCGAAGCAGAUCGGAUCCGCGACCAGGAGGAGCGACGAGCCAAAGAACGGGAAGAAAAACGAGCCAGGAAGGAGAGCAAAAAGAGAAAACGUGAACGCAAGGAGAGAAAGUCGUCUCAUCGAUCAUCUCGUAGUCGCAAACGAAGUUCCAGCCGCGAUCGUGGCGGCGCAGAAAGUGAUGAUGAUGACCGCUCGUAUUCACAGUCUCCGUAGCUAGCUAGCUGGCGGUGGCUGCUUUGAUGGAAGUUUGUAUUCUCUCGAUGGUGAAGUUUUAAAUAAGAUUAGUGGGGUC
Seminavis robusta is the source of this 958-nucleotide messenger RNA. The record is from the annotation of a GenBank genome assembly. Lineage: Eukaryota; Bacillariophyta; Bacillariophyceae; Naviculales; Naviculaceae.